CACGACACUUUAAAAAAGCAGACGACAUGGAUGACAAAAGUGACAAACUUUAGAGGCCUCAACUCUCUCCCUUGCCAUCAUCUUCUUCCCUGUAAGUUGAGCUUCUCUGACAUGGCGUCGAACCAGCAUGAGGGGUACUCAGCUGCGGAUGACUUCCUAGAGCAGAUACUUGCUAUCCCUUCUUACGCCGGCCUCUCCGUGACCGAUGUAGGUGGCGCUUCGUCGGAUACCGCUUCCACCGUCUCCCAGCUCAGCUCCGCCGCCGGUGGACUCCAUCAGCCCUUGUUUCCCCUGGGACUGAGCUUGGAUAACAGCCGAGAUGACGUCAGGGACACCGGAGGUUUUGCUCUGAAGCCUGAAAGAGAAGCAGUGAACUUGGGGAAUAUGUAUUCUGGGCUGGAGCAUUUGCAAACUCAUGCUCUUCGCCAUAAUGUUCCUUCACUUCACCAAGUCCAGUCAUUUCAAGGGCAACCAACACAUAGUACGGCAGUCACUGUUCCACAUCCCCCAGCUGUUCGACCUAGGGUUCGAGCACGGAGAGGGCAGGCCACAGAUCCUCACAGUAUUGCUGAGAGGUUACGCAGAGAGAGAAUAUCGGAAAGAAUUAAAGCUUUGCAAGAACUUGUUCCAAGCUGUAAUAAGACAGAUAGAGCUGCGAUGCUGGAUGAAAUUCUGGACUAUGUGAAAUUCUUGCGGCUUCAAGUCAAGGUACUGAGUAUGAGUAGGUUGGGUGGGGCUAGUGCAGUGGCACAACUUGUUGCAGACAUUCCACUAGAGUCUGUUGAGGGUGACAGUGGCGAAAUGCGAGCUAACCAGCACGUUUGGGAGAAGUGGUCCAAUGUUGAAACAGAGAGGGAGGUGGCUAAGCUGAUGGAAGAAGAUGUUGGGACGGCUAUGCAAUACCUUCAGUCAAAAUCACUUUGCAUCAUGCCGAUAUCACUAGCUGCACUUAUCUACCCUCCUACGCACCACCAAUCGGGUGAUUCCUCCUCGGCCAUCAAGCCCGAACCAUCUGCCCCUUCAUAGAGAUCUCGCGCCAGUCGCAAAUUCCUAAUCCCCCCUUCUUUGUCCUGUCGUAUGAUGUAUCUUAAAAUUCUACAGUCACUUCUCUCACGUCCGUUCCAUUCCAGUGCGCGUGCAGUGCAAUCCAAGUCAGAUGCCUUUGGUCUGUUUUGUCCAACAAGGUAUGAUGUCUUGAAGGAGGCAAAAGGCACUUAAUCCCAUUACUGUUGAUAUGCUCAAAAAUAGGUGAGCGUAUUAUUGUUCAAAUUUAAUACGUCUAUCAUCUAUCCGUUCAGGCUUUCUGUAGUGGGAUCGUGGGGACAGUUUUGUUUGUAUGACAUUGUAAAAGCACUGAACUCGUGCAUGUAAGUAUUUGUUGGUUUUAUGUCAAGUAAUAUUGUUGAAAUGAUGGUGCAAGUUCAAUUUGUCUCUUCACAGUGAUGUUAGUUGGAGUCAGACUCCACUGGAAAUAUGAUUGUAUCGGUUUAAUCCUAAAAGUACUCUUGAAGGGAAGGGUGAAGAGAGUUGUUACUCAUGUGAUAAGGAAUAGGUAAUUCAUAAUUAAAAGGGUGUGAGCCCCUGGAUAAAUAUAAC
Messenger RNA from Cuscuta europaea, 1596 nucleotides. The record is from the annotation of a GenBank genome assembly. NCBI's taxonomy places the organism in Eukaryota, Viridiplantae, Streptophyta, Magnoliopsida, Solanales, Convolvulaceae.